AACGAAGACAUUAAUCAAUUAAGAGAUGAUAAUUAAAGCAACCCGCAUUAUACGAGAGUAAAACCCGCUUCGUUCUAUUAAUUGCUGGAACAAAUACAAAUAUAAAAAAAUCAUUGAACUUAAAGUUCAUAGAGUCAACCACUAUCGAUACUUAUCUAACUGCUAUAAUUCGGAUGAUGUGCGUGCGGGGUGGUAUUUUCUUCGUACUGCUUGUGUGCGUCUUUCAGGCCGAUGGAGCGCCCCGGUCCGUGACCAAUGAAGACAUUCGAGAUGCCAUCCUAUCAAUGGUCAACGUAAUCCGUUCCACGGAAGAUAAGCUAGAACGACACGAAUUUCGAGAAAAAACUCUGGGAGAUCAGUUCAAAAGAGUCCUGUCAAAUAUUGACAAACGUCAAAAACAAUUAGAUUCGGUGAGAGGAACGAUAGGUAGACUCGAUCAGAGGUUGGCCACCGUCGAGACCAUUCUCCUGCAGAAAGAUGAAAGAGAGCGGAUUCAAGUCCAGAAAGUUUUUGACAUGGUGGAGCAGAUCCAUCGAAGUCUACCGCAGCUGUUCGAAACGUUAAAGAAUGACAUAACGUCUUCGUUUUCGAGCACCGAAGAAAAACCUCAGGACGCGCCCCAUAAUGCAGAACUCGAAAAGCUCCAAAAAGAAAUCGCGACAAAAAUCGACCACACCUCGAGCACGGUUAAAAACAUCGAAGGGCAACUGUCCCAGAUACGAGAGGAGAACAAAAACAACUUCAGCGGGACCCACAAGUUCAUGGAACAGUAUGAUACCAAGCUGGACGAGUACAACAAGCACAUUGACGUUCUACCCACGAGAUGCAAACAGGAGACCGACACUCAGACGGACGUCAUCCUCAAGGCGUUACAAAACCAAGAGCUGCACAUAAAAAAAAUGCAGGCGGAAAUCAGCGGCGCGAACGCCACAAUUAGGGAGCUUCAGCAUAAAAUCGUCACGAUUCAUGACAACCUGGAGAGCGGCCAGAAGGACGUAAAGGACAACCUCAAGGAGCUCAUGAACGACAGCAAGCAGAAUUACAAGAGCUACGGUAGCCAGUUGGGCACGUACAAAGAGAAAAUUGACGCUAUACCGGGGACGUACAAAAAUGAGACUGAAGCGCAAACGAAGGAACUGCUGAAGGCAUUUCAAACGCAUGACGCAGGCCUAAAGCAACUUAAAAAAGAACUAAACGAUUUGAAUACCAAAUUACCAGAACAACAUGUAAAAAUCAUCGACAAACUGGAUCUACUACCCAAAUUAACGAACAACGACAACCUCCUCCUAAACCAAUCGGAACUUGUACAGAAUGCCUUGAAGAAAAUGGAGACGAAGAUCAAUGAUCAAUUGAGAAAAAUGGGCGAGGAAACUCCUAAGAUUAAACAGGAGAUAGGAAAAGCUCUCAACCUCGAGCUACCCAAAAAAAUAGACGCGGCCGAAGGAAACAUAAGGAAACUGUUAGAAUUGCAGAAGGAACGUUUAACCGAAUGCAGUAAACACAUUGACGAGAUCCCCAAGCAGCAGAAGCAACACACAGACGAAAUUCUGAAAGUACUCAAUCACGAAUUGGCGAAGAAGUUCGAAGCGGUUUUGCAAAAUCAACGGCAGCAAGGAGACGAAAUCGUUAAAGUUCUGAGUCGCGAAAUGGAGGGCGCCACUAACAUCUCGAUCGAAAGCAGGACGGAGCGAAAUUUAAUACUGGAAGCUUUACAAGUGCAAAGGGAUCAACUGCAAGCGUGCGGCAACCAAACUGAGUUGUUAAAAAAAGAUCUUACGAACAUUUUACAGAGGGACAAUUUGAUUACUAGCGAGAGCCUUUCGAAGUUGGCCGAUAGUGUCGAUCGGACUCGUUCGCAAAACCGAGCGAGCGCUGAAGCGCUUUUGGUGCAAUUGAACGAGACCAGAUCUUCGGCGCUUGAAAAUCUCCAAUUGAUGACAUCCAACUCCAAUUUUCGCUGGGAUGCGAUUGAAACGUUGAUCGAACAUGCUACUGAAGUGUCAAUGACGAUCAAAGAGGCAGUGGGAGCCAGUGAGAAAAGUCUGAUCGCGAAGGUGGAUGAUAUUAUACGAGAUUUGAAAACCCACAGCGGCGAAGUUAAGGAAGCCUUGAUCGAAAGUAAGACUAUUUUACAACGACAGGAAAGUGAGCUAGUAGACUACAAUGACAAAAUGGACGCACUGCCAUGGAAGCACAAGGUUGAGAAUGACAAGCAAACCCAAAUGUUGUUAGAAGCGAUUAAGCAUCACAUUGAUGGUGCAACGAUGGACAGCAGGUCACGUUGCGAUCAAGCUCUCCUGAAUGAGAAAGAACUCACCCAAAACCAAACUAACGCUUUGAAAGAACUGAACACAACCGUGGUGGAGUUGCUCAAACGGCAACCGAAGCAAAACGAGCUCGUUCAAACAAUUGAAAAGCAAAUGUUGUUCAUUGCCACGACGGCCGCCACGAACAUCAACGAUCGCUUGGAGCGCAUCACUAGCUCCCAACUGGAGCAGUUCACGAACAGGAUGGACGCAUUCGUGUUGGGCCAGAAGGUCGACAACACUCAGUGGCACGAGGCGAUAAUGCAAGAGUGCGCCAGUCAGAGUACCGUGGCGGCAAUCGAGGGCACCGUGAGGAACUUGACUACCUUUCCGGAGUUCAUAAAGAAGUCAGUAGAUGAUGCGAGGAAACGUGCAAAGGAUCAGGAAGGCAAGCUUAAUGAAAUCUUAGAGGAACUGGAAAUGAAAGCGCUCAAUACUACAAUAAUGGAAGCGUUAAAAUCGCACUCCCGAGACUUCACGAACGGCCUCGAUUCUGUCAAAACCGAUAUCCAUAAUGAUCUCGAAGAGGCUAACCUCAAAUGGCAAAAAAUCCAAAGGGAUGGGGGCGAUACUCUGAUUAAAGAGUUGGAGGCGUAUGUCCAAAGUGGCUUCAAUAGAAUUUCGGAUACUGUAGAACGAAAAUUCAACGAGAGCAUCGACAAGACGAACGAACUGCCCCUACGGAUAAAAAUGGAGGCCGCCGAACAAUCCUCGAUCAUUUACCAAGCCAUAAAAACUCAAGGUCUCAAAACCGAAAAAUUGGCCACCGGUAUGCAAAAUAUUAGCGGAGAUAUUAACCGAAGCGUGGCGGAGAUCACCGACAUCAAGACCAAAUUGAAAGCGAUCGAAGAAAAACAUAACGAGUGCGUGGAUGAGCUUAAAGCUAAACUUGAAAAUGUUACUAGUCAAGCGGACCUUUCGGUGUAUAGAUCAGAAAUAGAGAAUCAAACUGCCAUUAUUAUUAAAGCUUUGGAAGUGCACACUGAGCAAGUCCAAAAAUUAGAAAGGCACAUCGAGAACAAAACACUAUCGGCGAACGACGUAUUAGACACCAUGCAAACACAUCUUGCAAAAAUUCACGAGAACACCCGAAAACAUGGCGACGCAGCGGAAGCGAUCAAGAAAAACAUAAGCAGCAGCAAUGAGCUUUUACAAAAGUUCAACUCGAAAUUGGAAGACGACCGGGAGGGAUGUCGGAAACUUUUAGAAAACCACACGAUCAGCACACUCGAACUCCAGAAAGAGAUCAACGAGAAACUGGGCGAAAACGCCAAGACGUUGAAAACUGCAGACGCGCACUAUGAUAAUCUAACUCAGCUGCUGAAUAAAACUCAAGAGUGCAACAGUUCGUCGACGCUCGGCGAAAUCAAAGCAAUUCGAAGCAGUUUGGAGGAGUUGCGUUCCAAAUCGGACACCGCCAAGCUUCUGGAGUCAAUAAAAACGGUCGAGGAGCUGAGCGAAAAUUUGAACGCGAACAUCGCGCUCAGUUUCGGAAAGCUCGUCGACGAAAUCGAGAACUUGCAAAAGUUGGAGGAGGCCGUGCGGCAAACCGGCGACGGCGUCGUCGACACGAAGCGGCGCGUCGAGUACGGCGUCCACCAGGUGUCGACCGAGGUUUCGAACUUGAUUAAGGCGCAAACGAAGGAGCUGAACGCGAGGUUCAACAACUUGGAGACGUCGCUCCUGGACCGCGACGAGGGAAUUUUGGUAAAUCUGACGGCGGGAAUGGCCCAGGAGGUCGAUCAGGUUUGGAAGCAGAUCGGAAUGAUGCAUCAGCAAAUGACCGCGACAAAUGAUCUGAUCGGUAGCUUGGACAGUCGGGCCGAUCGGUUCGUAAAUGGAACCACGACCGCUAUGGAUGGCAUGAAAGCGAAUAUUGGUAAAAACACCGCCCACGUCAUCGAGAUGGGCAACAAUCUGAACAAUCUAUUCGGGCGAAUAUCGCUAAUAACGCAAGAGUUCAAUCUGAUCAAGAAAGGGCUGGGAAACACGCUCGAGGAAAUGAAACGCGGCUGCCAAACGGUUCAAAAUCGAAUAAAACCGCCGACCGGAGCGGGUCCGUACCCGGUUAACCGAACGUAAUUUUUUAACUGUUAAUUUUUUGUAUUAUCGUAUAUUAAAAUACCAUCCAAUAUAA
Photinus pyralis (common eastern firefly) is the source of this 4443-nucleotide messenger RNA. RefSeq names its product putative leucine-rich repeat-containing protein DDB_G0290503. The record is from RefSeq and is a predicted model, not a curated record. The transcript is spliced from 27 exons. Gene Ontology annotation, cellular component: plasma membrane. The coding region runs from base 174 to 4388 and encodes 1404 amino acids. NCBI's taxonomy places the organism in Eukaryota, Metazoa, Arthropoda, Insecta, Coleoptera, Lampyridae.